Messenger RNA from Heterotrigona itama, 4627 nucleotides. NCBI's taxonomy places the organism in Eukaryota, Metazoa, Arthropoda, Insecta, Hymenoptera, Apidae. The record is from the annotation of a GenBank genome assembly.
GGUCAACGCACUAAAAAAGUAUCUUUUGUGAGGUUAAGUGUUAAAAUGGUAAAAUCAAACUUUUGUAAAAAAAUAUAAUAAUUAUACUUUUAUUGAAAAAUGGAAAAGCAUUCUCAUAAGAAAGAUUAUGAAAGAUUUAAAAAGGAUGAUAGAGAUCGGCAUAAAUAUAAAGACAGAAUUUCACGUAGGAAUAGUGACAGUGAUUAUGAUAGCCGUUCUAAAAGAUCAAAAUCAAGGCAUAAACAUUCGAAAAGUUCAGGUCAAAAAUAUAAAAAAUCUGAACGUAGAGAUUUCCUUGAAUCGCGUGAAUCUCAUAAAAAAUCUUCGAAACAUAAAAGCAGAAGAAGGUCAUCAUCUUCAUCAUCGUCAACAAGUCAAAGUGAUUCUAGCAAUUCAUCUUCAUCCAAUUCUUCGUCAGAUUCUACAAAGCUCUUAGAAAAGCUUCAAAAACAACGUCAAAAACAAAUCGAGGACAGAAAGCGUCAAAAAGAAUUGAUGAAAGCUACAGAAACACCAGAAGAAAAGAGAUUACGUCGUUUAAAAAAGAAAGAAGCUAAAGAACGUAAAAGAAAAGAGAGAAUGGGCUGGGACAAUGACUAUUUACAUUAUACAAAUACGGAUAAUCCAUUUGGUGAUGGAAAUUUACUUUCCACAUUUGUAUGGUCUAAAAAACUUGAGAAAGAAGGCUUGCUUGGCGUAAGCAGGGAAGAAUUAGAAAUUAGAAAUAGGCACAAACAAGAAGAAAAUAAAAGAGAAUUAGAAAAAGUUAAGAAAAGAAGGCAAGAGAGAGAAUUAGAAAGGCAACAAAGAGAAGAGGAAAUGACAAUGCUACAAAGAGGAAAAGAAGCUGCUCAAUUGGAACAAUGGGCAAGACAAGAAGACCAAUUUCAUUUAGAGCAAGCAAGAUUAAGAUCACGUAUUCGAAUACAAGAUGGUCGCGCAAAACCCAUUGAUCUUCUUGCUAAAUACAUCAGUGCAGAAGAAGAAGUUGAUGCUGUAGAAAUGCAUGAGCCUUACACUUAUUUACGUGGAUUACAUGUGAAGGAUUUAGAAGACCUCAUUGAAGAUAUUAAAGUUUAUAAAGAAUUAGAACGUGGAAAAAAUUUAGAUUAUUGGAAUGACAUUACAGUAAUUGUUGAGGAUGAACUGCAUAAAUUAAGAAAAUUAGAGAGAUCAGAGUAUGAAGUUGCUGUUGGUAGAAGAGAGGGAAUACAUGAAUCAGUUGCUAAAGAUGUAACUGCUAUUUUUAAAGGAAAAACAGCAGCGCAAUUAGAAGCCUUGCAAUUACAAAUUGAAGCAAAAAUUACAGGAAAACCUGAAGGUGUUGAUAUAGGAUAUUGGGAAAGUCUUUUAUCCCAACUCAAAGCGCAUAUGGCGAGAGCACGGUUAAGAGAUCGACACCAAGAAAAUUUGCGUAAAAAAUUGGAAGUUUUAAUUGCCGAACAAGGUGUGGCUAGAACGGAAAAUGAAACGGAGAGUUCACAAGCAGUUGGUGAGCAGUCAGAAAAACAAGAAGAGCAAACUACCAGUGCAGUUGCAGAAAAAAGUGAAGAAAGUCAGUCAGACGAUGAUCAAGAAGUUAGUAAUGCAGCUGAUGAUCUUUUGUCAGAGUCUUUCUGUGAAUAUGAAUCAGGAGGCUAUUCCCCAAAAUAUAUACCUUAUUCUCAACUUGAACCAGGAACUCUAGUAACUUUGGAAGAGGAUGACAAUCAGCGAUUAGAAUAUGCAAGAAAUCAAGUACUCAGUACGGGUCGCAAAAUUCAGAAUGUUAUGACUGUUGAAGAACAAGCAAUGCAUAGAGAAGCACGGAAGAAUAUGAGCUCUGACGAAGCACAAUUUAGCGUUGAAUCAUCUUUAGAAGCACAAAUUUAUCUUUGGUCUGAUAAAUAUAGGCCCAGAAAACCAAGAUAUUUCAAUCGCGUUCAUACUGGUUUUGAAUGGAAUAAAUAUAAUCAAACUCAUUAUGAUAUGGAUAAUCCACCACCAAAAAUCGUUCAAGGGUAUAAAUUUAAUAUAUUUUAUCCAGACCUAAUAGAUAAAAACACAACUCCUGAAUAUUUCUUGAAUGGGAAUAUUCAUAUAAACGUGGAUUUAGAUGCCAAUUCCAUAAUAACAUUUUCCAGUUGUGGUUUCACUUCAAGCGUUAUCGAUACCGACGAUAAUAGAAAGGAAAGCAGCGAGGGAAAUCAAAGACACCGGAUACAAGCACCUGGCCACCGAAGAUGAAACGUAAUGUUUCACUGCACAACGAACCGGAAAGACCAAAGACUGCGAAUCUGGAGAAACCAAGUGUGCUAGAUCCCGAUCUCGUUGACAAGCUAGACAUGUCUCUUCUCAGCAAGGAGUUGCUUGUUGACUCGAUGAUGCGAUUUCGUUUGGCAAAAGCAAUUAGUGGGGGUACGUCGUCGUUUCCUUCGUCGUCAAGGUACCGACAAAACAUUAUCGGUGUCGACCGGCAACGACAAUGUAGCCCGGCAUCGAAUGGUGAGUCGACGUGGUGCAGGGGUCCCUUCUCCAUACGUCACAAACGACAUAGCUACGAACAAAUUCUUGACUCGAGGCUUGGUCAUAUCGACGUGUCUCUGGUAUCAUCUAGGAUGCAGAAGCAAGCGCGCGUUAAUGGACAGGAUGCGGUUCCUACGAAGAAGAGUUUGGAUAAUGCAAAACUGGAUGACAAUAACAAUAGAAAUGGAACAGCCAGCCAUAAGGUACUCUCCUUGUCGACGUUGAAGAAGAAGAGUUCAAGACCCAUCAUACAAAACGAUCUGGAGGUGUUUACAGCCUCUUCAACGAAGAGCGCUCCGGAACCUUGCAAAAGCUGCGGAAAACCAGAUCAACCGGAGCGGUUUCACAGCCAUCCGAAGAGCAGUCAACUCAAGCCGAAGGACAAUCCUAUGAAUUCGAAAUCGAAGACAGCGGUACCGAAGACCGUUCAGAAACCUGUUGCUCUGAAUUUUCGUAGUGAUAAGAACAAAAACAAAGUGGAGGAAAUAAUUGCUCAGAAUCAUUCAAGCAACCUGCAUGAAAAAUCUAAUGCAUCGAAUGCACCUUCGUCAGCGCAAAUUAAGAAGGGACCAAGGACCAUUACUUGUUACAUAUGUGGCCGGGAAUUUGGUACUGCCAGCUUUCCUAUUCACGAGCCCAGGUGCAUGCAGAAGUGGGAGCGAGAGAAUAAUUCUUUGCCCGUGAACCAAAGACGUGCAACACCUCAGAAGCCCGACACUGCCAUCAAUCAUUCGGAAUGGAAUGCAAUAGCAUGGGAAGAAAGCCAGAAUAUCGAACCAGAGAAAAUAGAAAGUUUGCUUAGUGAAAAGUCUCCCAACACGUCACGAGCAGGGCCUCCUAUGGUUACUUGUCAAUCAUGUGGCAAAAACUUCGGCACGAAGAGUAUAAAAAUACACGAGCCUCAAUGUAUAAAGCGAAUGCAAGUAGAAAAGAAUAAACGGGCAGCACAGUCACGAAAAAAGGAUACGAUCCGACAACAGAGAUCAGAAAUAAUGAUCGUGCAAGAGAAUCUAAGCAGCCCAACGGGGGAUAAUACACAAAAGAAGACGAUCACAUGCUACAUAUGUGGCAAAGAUUUCGGAUCCACUAGUAUAGCCAUUCACGAGCCACAAUGCUUGAAAAAAUGGCAUGUGGAGAAUCAAAAAUUGCCGCUAGGUCAAAGGAGGAAGGAGCCAGAGAGACCUGAAAUUACCUACACUCGUGAUUCAGAAACAGGAGAUAUGACAAUUGACUUGGCCGCAAUGGCUGAGGCUAGUUGGAAAUCUCACUUGAGUCAAUUGGUCCCGUGUAAACACUGUGGAAGGACUUUCAAUCCUGACCGUGUGAGCGUUCACGAGCGAAGCUGCAAAGGGAUUCACCGAAUGUCACCUGGGUUCGGAAAAAUUGAAAACUGGCGGAUUACUUGGGAUUGCGCAACUCUCUUUGAAGAUAAAUUUUGAGGCUCGCGAUGGAUAUGCCGGGGUUAAAAUCUCUGAAGGUUCAGCAAAAAUUCUGACGAAAUAUUCCUGAAAAAUUUUCCGACACAAAGCUUCAGAGUUACGCUAUGUUCGAAGUUCAAAUAUGUUCGUCUCUUGUCCAAGAGGCAACGUGUCAUGGAGCUUUAGACUCUUGAUACGAAUCUAGCAGCAUGUUCUCGGAACAUCGUGAGUCUUCAAGAAAUGUUCUCGACAGUUUCUGGUGAAUUGGAAUAUGAUCCUCGAGUAUUGUACAGAGAAACACGUUGAAUACCUCGCACACUGCAUAUAGAAAAGAGGAAGUUGUGACACUUUAAGAACUUUUCUAAUACAAAAAGUGCCUAUACGGGAAUGUAAUUCUCUUUAUUCUAAAUAAUAUUGAUCAUAUUUGUCAAGAUUUGUGAAGCUUUGAUUGCAAUAUGGUCAGUAUGAAAAUCAUUUUACCUUUACCUAAAGUAAAAAUUAUUUUUUAAAAUUCUAUAUUCCAUAUUUUAGAACAUUGAGAGAAUAUUCAAAAUGUAAUAUAUUUAAUAUCAGAGUUAAAAAAUAAUGUUAUUUUAUAUUUUUAAAAUUUCAAUCGGUAUGUCGUAAGUUUAUGUGUUAGAUGUACGUAUCUAGUGUUCAUAAAAUUUUUUAUUUGUUACAGGUGAAUUUUACGGUGGACGAGA